Messenger RNA from Gekko japonicus, 219 nucleotides. Its product is annotated as guanine nucleotide-binding protein G(I)/G(S)/G(O) subunit gamma-12-like. The record is from RefSeq and is a predicted model, not a curated record. Gene Ontology annotation, cellular component: heterotrimeric G-protein complex. Gene Ontology annotation, molecular function: G-protein beta-subunit binding. NCBI's taxonomy places the organism in Eukaryota, Metazoa, Chordata, Lepidosauria, Squamata, Gekkonidae. Bases 1 to 219 code for a protein of 72 amino acids. Gene Ontology annotation, biological process: G protein-coupled receptor signaling pathway. The transcript is spliced from 2 exons.
AUGUCCGAGAAAGCAGCCAGCUGCACCAAUGUCAGUCAGGGCCGUCAGGCUGUGAAACAGCUGCAGGCUGAGGCUGGGUUGGAGAGGAUGAAGGUGUCUAUGGCAGCCAGUGACCUGCUGCAAUAUUGCCUGGAACAAGCAAAGAACAAUCCACUGCUGACUGGCAUCCCAGCCUCUUCCAAUCCCUUCAAGGAGGAAAGGAUGUGCACUAUAGCAUAA